AUGCUGCAGACAAUGCCACGGAUAUCUGUCACGGGAUUACGGAGAAGGUGGAGCAACAAGUAUAUUGAAAAUCUUCAAGAAUCUAGUCCAGAAGUGUCGAGUAGCGAUACGUUCUCAUCAAGCUUUCAAGCAGACUCGGGCGCGUCAGUGCGUGAAGAAGAGCUUCAAUUUUGGGAUUUGGAUCAUCGAGGACUUAAAACAGAAUCUAAAACUGAUCAUUAUAGUACCAUUACCACCAGCGCUGCAGAAAUAGUUAAUAACGAUCAUCCAGCUUCACCUUUCUCUGCCACCGUUCAAGGUAAAUGCAGUCAAUGA
Messenger RNA from Trachymyrmex septentrionalis, 315 nucleotides. RefSeq lists its product as uncharacterized. The record is from RefSeq and is a predicted model, not a curated record. NCBI's taxonomy places the organism in Eukaryota, Metazoa, Arthropoda, Insecta, Hymenoptera, Formicidae. The transcript has a single exon. Bases 1 to 315 code for a protein of 104 amino acids.